Molecule: messenger RNA, 2359 nt
Organism: Sphaeramia orbicularis (orbiculate cardinalfish)
Lineage: Eukaryota; Metazoa; Chordata; Actinopteri; Kurtiformes; Apogonidae
Gene: cirop
Product: ciliated left-right organizer metallopeptidase
Exons: 15
Coding region: 378-2267 (629 amino acids)
Biological process (GO): proteolysis; cell adhesion
Cellular component (GO): membrane; cytoplasm
Molecular function (GO): metalloendopeptidase activity
Source: RefSeq, a predicted model, not a curated record
AAUAUCAUUGCAUUGGUUAGUUUGGUUUAAACUGUUAUAUUUGCUUCCAAAAUGCUUCAGAGAUGGUUUUUACUUAAUUUCUCUCAGCAUAGACGAUAUGACACCUCCUCUACCAUCUGACACCUGAUAGAUGAAAAACCAUUGUUCUUUGUAUGCGAAGGCCCCGUCGAAACUCGCACAUCCCCGAGAAUCUACGCUCUUUGUUUUCAGUGGUUGUUGAGCAAAAAGGCUGAAGAUCAGACCUUCAGAAGCAGAUGCACCAAAACCAUGGAGAUGUUCACUUAAACCAAAGGGACAGAGACGACUGAACUGGCCAACAAGAAAGUUGAAAAGUUUGCAGCAGUCCUCCCUGUGACGCUGAAAACGGCUCCAUAAUUAUGGCUUUAGCUCCAUCCCACAGACUGUGGGUGGGGAUGCUGGCGGUAGUGGUGCUGCUGCUGGUUGAAUUCCCUCGUUCCCUGCCUAAGUGCAUCUUUGAUGAGGUUCAGGCCCAGGUCAGACCAGUCAGAGCUGCACCCAUCCACCAAGACAGACCACCCACUCAGAACACAAUCAGAGACCCGACCGGAGACCCAGGACCCAGGGCAUCACGGUCGACGAAACUGAGGAAACAAAGAGACCCUCCUACCACGACCCAGCCACAGCCAAUCAGAAUCAAGACCUGGACUCCAAGAGAGAGCAGCAGCCUAUCAGAUGCAGAGAGAGGACGGCUGGAGGAGGCGGUGGAGGAGGCCGUCAGGAUGGUGUCAUCUCUACUGUCAGUGAACAGAGUGUCUGGUCCUCUGCUGCUCAGAAGAGACAUCAACAAAUACUGCAAGUUUCUGUGGAGGAAUUCCAGCUCUGCAAACUACAACAGAUGUGGCCGAGCCAACAACAACUACAGAACUGAGACGUGUCUGGAUGUGACCAUCCCAGAGGAUCACUUGGGUGGGUGUGACGUUUACCCAGACCCUGACUCCCCCCGUAGGACUGUGCUCCGACCAGAAGGUGCUGGAGUCGCCGACACCGACUUCCUGUUGUACCUUCAUGUCCUGGACACAGACAAGUGCAGAGCGGAGCCUGGUGUCCUGGCGUACGCUGUCCACUGUCAGAUGGACACCACUGGACGUCCUGUGGCUGGAGUGGUGGUCAUCUGUAGAGACAGACUGACCGGAGCCACAUACGAUCACCUGACCACUGUACAGACUGUGAUCCAUGAGCUGUUUCAUGCACUCGGUUUCUCUAAGGAUCUGUUUCAUUCCUGGAGAGACUGUUCCUCCUCUUCUCCAGGCUGUUCUCCGUGGGGCAAAGUGGUUCAUCCUGAUGCAUCAGGCCAGAUGAGGAUUUACACCCGGUCUGUCGUCUCAGCUCUGCAGAAGCACCUGAAGUCCACUGAUCCAGACACAGGAGGAGCUCUAGAAAAUCUGGAUGUCCUUCCAGGCAGGGUGUCCUCUCACUGGGAGUCCCGGGUGCUGCAGGGCUCCAUCAUGGCGGCGGUGCUGGGGGGUUCCACCACAGUCCGGAUCGACCGGGUCACUCUGGCUGCAUUCCAGGACACCGGCUGGUACACGGUGAACCUGAGCCGGGCACAGAGUCUGAUCUGGGGAGAGGCUGAGGGAGCUUCGUUUGGUUCCCUCUCAACCUGCAAAGACAACUCAUCCAAGUUUUUUUGCACUGGCAGUGAUUUUGGGUGUCAUUAUCUUCACCUCCACAAAGGCAAGUGUCUCACUGAUCCAUAUCUGGAGGGGUGUCGCAUCUAUAAACCUCUCAAAAAUGGAAGUGAAUGUUGGAAAACAGAAAACAGCUGGCAGUCGGUUGAAGAUGAGGUCUUUGGCUUUGAAAGUCGCUGCUUCUUCUCUAGUCUGACCAGACAGAAUCCAUCUCUGCUGUUGAACAGUUCGAUGGAGGGACGCUGUUACCGACACAGAUGUGUUGGAUUUAACAAGUACCAAAUCCAGGUGUCCGGCUCUGAAUGGGUGGACUGUCCAUCAGGUGACACAGUUCAGAUAAACGGAUAUCAGGGUUAUGUUCUAUGUCCUGAUAAGAGGUUGUGUCUGUUCCAUGAUGCUGUUCCUCCUUCACGUGUCGUCAGCCCGUCUCCUGCUUCCAUCACAAGUGCUCCCAGCGAAACUUCAGCCCAGAACAGGACCUGGUCUCCACACAGACCUGCUGAGGAGGUCACAGUUCUAACAGCGCUCUGCAUCGUUGCUGCUGUGAGUCUAACAGCUGCAGUCAGAGUAUCUUAUAAGAAAUACCGCUCCUGCAGGAUCAGGAUUCACACCAGUUAACGUGUAGAUAGAGAACUUUAUUUAUCUCACAGUGGGCAAUUCUGUUUACAGUCUGUAAAUAUGGUUUAAGAGUGAAUCAUAGUACAGUAUGC